CAACCUGUUUUGGUUAGCAAACUGAUCCUAAAACUAGAAUUAUUGGCUCAAUAAUUCCUCUGGAUGGAAGUGAAUCCCCCCAAAAUGGCUGAAGAUUUAUUUCUCAAGCUGAGGAAUCUUAAUGAAAUAAUGAUGCUACAAAUGGCAAUAGUUGGAGAUGAACUCCAACAAUGGACUAAGAAAAAUAACAACUUUCUCAAAAAAAUCUAUUGUGCAGAAUCUAUAAUGCAGGGUUUAUUAAGCGAAAUGACCAAAAUAAAGGACCUUAUAGAAAACUCAGACGAUGACGAGAGAAGUCUGUCUGGAAAUGAAACACAUCUAAAACCGGAGGCCAAAAAAUGGGAAAAGUUGGAUAUGAAUGCUGAGAAGAAUGGGUUUCAUCCAAACCAACACAAUUGGCCAAAGUCAAAUGAUGCUAAACCUACUCCACCACCUGCAUCUUCUUUAUUCCUGUCAGAGGAGGAACCUCUCUCUUAUAAACUGGACCAGAUUAAAAAGAAUUUGUUCUACAAGCUAAAUUAUUGGAAUGUGAGCGUGUUUCUUCAAGUUAAAGAACUUGAAAUUGAUCACAAAAACUGGAUUGAGAAAAAUAAUAUAAUUGUCCAAAAUAUAAAUGUAACAGAAGAAGCAGUAAAAAGUUUAUUAAGCGAAGUCAUUAAAAGGGAAAACCAAACGAAACAGCUAGAGUCAAAUCAAUGCCAGCACCUUGAAACGGAAAAGGCAGUAAGCAUGCAGGCCGUUUAUGAGGACAUGACUGUGACGAAUAGAGAGCUGGAGAAAUACCAGUUGAACCAACAAGAGGAGACAGAGGCUGAAAUGAUUAAAAUGAAACAUAUUAAAGAUUUGAAGGCACUGUCUCCUCAAACUCAGUGUUUAGACACAAAUACUUCAUCCUGCUCUACAAAAUGGAAACGUGUACUAUGGAAUUUUGUAUUUUUUUAUGUCUUCGCCAUCUUUGGAUUUUCAUGUUAUGUACUUUUUAUUGAUCCUACAUUUAUCUUUGAAACCAUGCUCCCUAAGAUGCUUGGGCACCAAAAAACGUGGGCACUGAGACAGCUCAUUGUUCCCUUCAUGUAUUCGGAAGUAGACGACUGGUUGCCAACUUAAAGAGAAGACAUUAUACCAUUAGCCUAUUAACUUUUUCCCGUUAGAAUUUUGGUUGUUAUUAUGUUAUCAUUAUUUGUUUUUAAUAUGAUACUGCUUUUGACAAUGUUAAGCAUUAGA
Phascolarctos cinereus (koala) is the source of this 1224-nucleotide messenger RNA. It is a transcript of the gene SMCO2, whose product is annotated as single-pass membrane protein with coiled-coil domains 2. Lineage: Eukaryota; Metazoa; Chordata; Mammalia; Diprotodontia; Phascolarctidae. The record is from RefSeq and is a predicted model, not a curated record.